UUCUACACCACGUGACAACAAUAAUUUACGUCAUUUUCACAACAUCAACAAAGUUUACGUGCCACUUUGGAUGUACUGCAUUUCCAGGCCAUAGUUUGCUGCUUUUUAGGAAGCUUUUGAAAUGGCGGCGGUUCCGAAGUCUAGUCAAGAGGAAGCUCUAAAUGACUCAUGGGUGGAGCUGCAUUUUCAGCAGAAUGGAAGUGGCACUGGGUCUGAGACAAACGGUAGGCCCACCUCAGUAUAUACUGGGAACAUGGAGAAGCUGUUGAUUGAGGCACAAAAGGAAGGUUCCAGGGCAUCAUCUCGAGUGACCAGCUCAUCAUCUAGCCGGGGAAGUCCCAAGGGCCCUCCAAGUCCAAAUGAGAGUCACCAAGAACUACAGAAUGCUGACUGGAUAUGGGACUGGUCCAGUAGACCUGAAGUGAUGCCACCAAGUGACUGGCAUAUCCGGUUUAAGCACCCAGAGCAUAGCAGAAGAGCCACAGUUCACAGCUCAGGACCCAGGAAGGCUGGCUUGUUUAGCAUGGAGAACCUUAGGCUGCUACUCUGCACUCAUGCUAGUGUCUUUGUCAUGGGAGCAGCAGUAGGAGCAGCUAUGGCGAUUUUAUAUAUCAAAAAGUAUGCAAACUUGACAGUGUCCUCAAGCUAAUUGGAAUAAAAAUAAUCUUUGGACUGAAUUGCUGGACUACAGUAUUACCAAGAAGUGAAGAUCUCCCCUUUCGUGAAAAAGAGCAGCAUUACAGGACAGUGAUGUAGGCUGACAGAUUCCUUGCAAAUGUUACAAAUUUUUUGGCCCGUGGUGAAGAAAUGAGGGGUAUCAUAUCUGCACUUUUUCAGGAAUCAGUCGAGAUAUCAUUAACAUGUGAUGCGAAGCUUUUGAAAUGGUCUUGACCAAUGUUGAUGUUUUUUAAACAAAUUUUAUUUUUAAUUUCUCUGCACACUGAGAAAAUGAUCUUUUCUAUAAAUUAUCUCAACAGGAAAAAAGAUGUUUUACAUGUGCACAAUAGCUUUUAGUGGAUUUUUUGUUGCUUAGAAGAGAAAAUGUUGUUUUUACACUAGCUGGAUACCUACACUGUCUUUUGUUUUAAACUGCAAUAGAGACUAAAUACAGGAUAUGAUUGCACAGCAUAUAUUACGUGUUUGAACCAAAACUAAUUAUUAAAAAAAAGACGCUUUUUAUAUUUCACAUUCAGUUAUAUUUUAUGCAGGAUCUGACUCAAACAUUUUUACUGUUGUUUAAAAUAUGCCAAAAUUUCAUGUAAAAAAUAAAAAUCUAAUUUGAAAUGAAUUGGAAACUGGUAGGUAGUUGUGUUAUAUAUUUAUUAUUAACAUUUAGAUUAUUUAUUUAUGUAUGUCAUAAGUAAUAUUGUGGACUACAGAUUUUUCAGUGGUAUAUGAAAUGACUUGAAUAGUCAUAUUUUGAUAUAUUAACUGGCAAUUAUUCUUAUAUCUCUUGUAAUCUUAUAUAUUCUAUAUAAUGUAUGUCGGUAGGCAUAGGUUUGAGUGUCUGUAUUUCAAAUAGGUACAGAACCCUUGUCAUGUGAAAGCUCAGCUGGGUACUAUCUUUAAUAUUUGAUAAGACUGAACUGAAUAGUUGAAGCAUUUAUAAGGCAGUGGUUGCCUUUGACAUAUUAGCUAUUACACUUCACCACAUAGAUAGAACAGUUGCAAUGGUAUUAGGAAUAAGCUUUUAUUGCAGGACAUUUUACCAGUCCUCUCUGUGCCAAGACCAAGAAACCUUCAUUGGCUAUCAGUUGUUGUUACAGUGUUGUUUACAAAAUUUACAGUUUCGAAGAGAUGGUUUUGCCAACCAGCCCUGUAACAAGGAAUAUUUACCUUAAGAAGGUGCCUAGAAAAAGGUCCGUGACUGUUUCUGUAGAUAGUUUUUGAUAAUAUUCAAGCAUCCUUGCUAAAACAAACCCUUUCGAUUCAGCAAUGUAUCACACAGCUGUUGGUACUAAGUUUGAUGAAGAGGAGUGCAAAAAUUAUUCAGCUUUCAGAAGCCCACGUUGUUUGUGCACAGUGAGCUGCUUUGUAGUCAAAAAUAAAGAUUUCUUCAGGAUACA
This is a messenger RNA of Lingula anatina, 2066 nucleotides long. RefSeq names its product BCL2/adenovirus E1B 19 kDa protein-interacting protein 3. Lineage: Eukaryota; Metazoa; Brachiopoda; Lingulata; Lingulida; Lingulidae. Gene Ontology annotation, cellular component: mitochondrial envelope; mitochondrial outer membrane; nucleus. Gene Ontology annotation, biological process: mitochondrial outer membrane permeabilization; positive regulation of apoptotic process. The record is from RefSeq and is a predicted model, not a curated record.